AUGGCUCCUGUCAUGCUGCAGACGGUCGACGACGACCUCAAAGACGUCAUCCAACACCUCUUCGAGAUACAGUCCGCCGUCCACGGCUACCUGGGCCCAGAAACCCAGCAAGAGCUCGUCCGCAAAAUAAAAAACCUCACCGUCGCCCUAUCCACCCUAUCGACUCACACCGAUCCCUCCGCCCAGUCAGCGCCCGACUCUGGCAACAUCGACCCCUCCAACCCCCCGCUAUCCACCAUCCAACUACCCCCCGAGAUAAUUGACUACGUGGAUGCGGCGCGCAACCCAGACAUCUACACGCGCGAGUUCGUCGAGCUCGUGCAGCGCGGUAAUCAGGAUCUCAAAGGGAAGCGGGAGGCCUUCGCCGAGUUCCGGGACAUCCUCGCGCGCGAGAUGCGCAGUGCCAUGCCCGAGUGCCGGGGGGAAGUGGACCGUGUGCUUGCUGCGACGGGGGGCGCAGUAGAGGGCGAGGGAGCGAAGCAGUGA
Molecule: messenger RNA, 486 nt
Organism: Penicillium chermesinum
Lineage: Eukaryota; Fungi; Ascomycota; Eurotiomycetes; Eurotiales; Aspergillaceae
Gene: nut2
Product: mediator complex subunit NUT2
Exons: 3
Coding region: 1-486 (161 amino acids)
Biological process (GO): regulation of transcription by RNA polymerase II
Cellular component (GO): mediator complex
Molecular function (GO): transcription coregulator activity
Source: RefSeq, a predicted model, not a curated record